Messenger RNA from Hevea brasiliensis (rubber tree), 2439 nucleotides. RefSeq names its product SNARE-interacting protein KEULE. Lineage: Eukaryota; Viridiplantae; Streptophyta; Magnoliopsida; Malpighiales; Euphorbiaceae. The record is from RefSeq and is a predicted model, not a curated record. Gene Ontology annotation, molecular function: syntaxin binding. The transcript is spliced from 21 exons. The coding region runs from base 151 to 2142 and encodes 663 amino acids. Gene Ontology annotation, cellular component: plasma membrane; secretory granule. Gene Ontology annotation, biological process: intracellular protein transport; vesicle-mediated transport.
UAAAUAAAGAAAGAAAAACCAGUUCGUUUAUUUUCUCUCUCUCACGCCUAUUUCACCUUUUUGAUCUCACAUUUCUUUGUGUAUUUAAUCUUACUUUCAUCACUAAGCAGAUAUCCAUCUGCAAUUUGUUGUGUUUUUGGAUCCAUCGACAUGUCCUUCUCGGAUUCUGACUCCUCAUCUUAUGGUGCCGACUACAAGAAUUUUAGACAAAUCAGCCGUGAACGUUUAUUACAUGAAAUGCUUCGGUCGGCCAAAGCAGGGGACUCAAAGUCAACCUGGAAGGUACUCAUCAUGGACAAACUUACUGUAAAGAUCAUGUCUUAUUCAUGCAAGAUGGCUGAUAUCACGCAGGAAGGAGUUUCAUUGGUAGAAGAUAUAUUCAGACGAAGGCAGCCGUUGCCCUCCAUGGAUGCCAUAUACUUCAUCCAACCAACUAAAGAGAAUGUCGUCAUGUUCUUGUCAGACAUGUCAGGGAAGUCACCUUUGUAUAAGAAGGCAUUUGUUUUCUUCAGCUCACCCAUUUCAAGAGAAUUGGUUGCUCAUAUUAAGAAAGAAACAACUGUAUUGACUCGCAUAGGAGCAUUGAGAGAGAUGAAUUUGGAGUAUUUUGCUAUAGACAGCCAGGGUUUUAUUACUGACAAUGAGAGGGCUUUAGAGGAACUUUUUGGGGAUGAGGAGGAUUCUCGCAAAGGUGAUGCAUGUUUGAGUGUGAUGGCUACUCGCAUCGCUUCAGUUUUUGCUUCUUUGAGGGAAUUUCCUUUUGUGCGCUAUCGUGCUGCCAAGUCCCUUGAUGUGACCACAAUGACAACUUUUCGUGAUUUGAUUCCCACAAAACUUGCUGCUAGAGUUUGGGACCGUCUAAUGCAUUACAAACAAAAGAUUGAAAACUUUCCUCAGACAGAAACAUGCGAGCUGCUCAUCUUGGACAGAUCUAUAGAUCAGAUUGCUCCUAUUAUACAUGAGUGGACGUACGAUGCCAUGUGCCAUGAUUUACUGAAUAUGGAGGGAAAUAAAUAUGUGCAUGAGGUUCCUGCUAAAACAAGUGGUCCUCCUGAGAAAAAAGAGGUUCUUUUAGAGGAACAUGAUCCUGUCUGGCUUGAGCUUCGCCAUGCACAUAUAGCAGAUGCUAGUGAACGAUUGCAUGAGAAGAUGACCAACUUUGUAUCAAAGAAUAAAGCUGCACAAAUCCAACAUACUUCAAGAGAUGGUGAGCUUUCCACGCGGGACUUGCAAAAGAUGGUUCAGGCAUUGCCACAGUACAGUGAACAAAUUGACAAGCUAUCCCUCCAUGUCGAGAUCGCUGGAAAAAUUAAUAGAAUUAUCAGGGAUUUGGGGCUUCGAGACAUAGGGCAACUGGAGCAGGACCUGGUUUUUGGAGAUGCAGGAAUGAAAGACGUAAUUAAAUUUUUAACUACUAAAGAGGAUGCAACUCGCGAAAAUAAGUUACGCUUGUUAAUGAUUCUUGCAGCCAUUUAUCCUGAGAAGUUUGAUAGUGAAAAAGGUCUUAAUCUAAUGAAGUUAGCAAAAUUACCUCAAGAUGAUAUGAAUGCUGUGCAUAAUAUGAGAUUGCUUGGGGGAUCUCUAGAGUCCAAAAAGGGUUCAACUGGAGCUUUUUCUCUAAAGUUUGACAUUCAUAAGAAGAAGCGUGCCUUUAGAAAAGACCGCACUAGUGAUGAAGGAACAUGGCAAUUAUCACGAUUUUACCCUAUGAUAGAGGAACUUGUUGAAAAACUUAGCAAAGGAGAAUUAUCCAAGGAUGAAUAUCCAUGUAUGAAUGACCCAAGUGCAACCUUCCAUGGAACAUCCCAUGCUGCACCAAUGCAUCAACCUCCAGCUCCUCAUUCAAUGAGAUCAAGGCGGACACCAACAUGGGCUCGACCUCGAAACUCUGAUGAUGGAUAUUCAAGUGAUUCAGUACUAAGACAUGCAUCUAGUGAUUUCAAGAAGAUGGGCCGACGCAUUUUUGUAUUUAUAGUAGGUGGAGCUACUAGAUCUGAGCUAAGGGUAUGUCACAAGCUUACAAGUAAGCUACAGAGGGAAGUAGUGCUAGGCUCUUCAAGUCUCGAUGAUCCUCCUCAAUUUAUUACGAAAUUAAAACUAUUAACAGCGCACGAGCUCUCGUUGGAUGAUCUACAAAUAUAAAUGUGGUGGGAUAAGGAGCCGAGUACAGGCUUUCAAAGAGGUUUCUCAUCCCCUUUGUAUUCAUAGAUUAGAUACUUGAAUUCAUUGUAUCCAAUUUUUUCAGCCUUGGAAGCAAAAUGUCUGCUGCCUGAUAUUGGUAGUGGAUUGGUCUGCCUGGAUCUGGAUUGUGGGAAAGCAUCCUGCAUAACCAGGUUCUGCAUUUGAUUUGUGGUUUGUGAUUGAACUGCUGAGCAGUUUACAAUUUGUAUAAAAUCUUAUUUUACUAACCAAUAGGAAAACAUCAAUUAAACUGCUACA